This is a messenger RNA of Gloeophyllum trabeum ATCC 11539, 1200 nucleotides long. Its product is annotated as WD-40 repeat-containing protein. Gene Ontology annotation, molecular function: protein binding. The record is from RefSeq and is a predicted model, not a curated record. Lineage: Eukaryota; Fungi; Basidiomycota; Agaricomycetes; Gloeophyllales; Gloeophyllaceae. The coding region runs from base 1 to 1200 and encodes 399 amino acids. The transcript is spliced from 7 exons.
AUGCGCCCCGACAAACAGGUGACACCAAACCCCUCCCAUCGCCUCCGGAGUCAUGCUUCCCCAGUGCAUGUAGCUUGCUUUUCUGAAGAUAACAAACGUAUAUAUACGGGGGACGGCUCAGGCUGGGUGAUGAUUACCAGCACUCGCACACUUCGGGCUUUGGCAUCCUGGAAGGCUCAUGCGGAUAGCCUGCUCGGGAUACAAGAGUGGGAGGAUUCCAUUAUCACCCACGCACGGGAUAAUAAACUAUAUGUCUGGAAGAGUCUUCAUGAAGCACGCAUGGCCCUGGGAGGGUCGGCAGCCCUUCCGGGUCUGCAGACGCCCAGCCUGCUGUACGCCAUGGAUGUUAAUGCUCUAAACUAUUGCCGGUUUUCCCUCUGCCCUCUACCGCCGCCGCGAAGGACAGGCGAGAUAUCAGCUCUCCUUGCUGUGCCUAACUUGAUCGAGUCAUCAUUGGCAGACGUAUGGACACUGCCGUCCCCACAGAGACUGCACGCUGCGAUUGGAAAAACUGAGUGGUUCAGCACCCCUGCCGCAGACGGCCAUGGCGGUAGUAAGAGCGGUAUAAUAAUGUCUAUGCACCUAUUUCUGACCGACACUGGAGAACUCCGCAUACUCCUUGGCUAUGAGAACGGUGCGGUGACGAUGUGGCGGUAUUCCCGUACAGAUAACGAAACGUCCGUCGAGGGCGUCGGGUGGGAGUCCAUCUGGAGCCACAAGCUGCAUCUCGAAUCCGUUAUGGCGAUGGCGGUGACGCCGGAUAACUCGGUCGCUUUAACGGUGUCCGCAGAUCACAUCAUAGGACGGUACGAUCUUCGGACACCGGAGGUGGCCAUUCAGAAUGCCUGCGUAGCUCACAAGACAAAGAGCAUCGGGCACUCCACCAUCGCCAUCCGAGACGACGGCAGGAUCUGCGCAGUCGGCGGGUGGGACGGCAAGAUCCGCUUAUACUCGACCAAGACGCUCAAGCCUCUCGGUACCCUCACCCUCCACAAGAACGCAUGCCAAGCCCUCGCCUUCGCUCGCUACACCGCCCGCCCCGCAGAGAAGCACGCCACCCCCACCGGCUCCGAAGAUGCGCUCGGGGAAGACGACGACAUGACCGAGGAAGAGCGGGAAGAGAGAACGCGCUGGCUCGUUAGCGGCGGCCGCGACUGCAGAGUAGCUAUAUGGCCCUUAAUGAGCUUUGCCAAGACGUGA